GUUGGGGACUGUCCUGGCCAAACUGCUGUGAAACCAUGGCAAAGUGUUGGAGUCCCGCCUGUUUAGUGGCACUAGCACUGCUAGGGUGCUUAGUUGGGCCAGAGGUAGAAGCUCAGGAGUCAACAUGGCUGAUGUCAAAGGGCUCUCCACCUCCUCAGGGACAGCAGGACCCUCAACCUUCACCACCAAAGAUUACUCAAUAUCCUCAAAAUCGUCAAAAUCCACAGAUCCAACUUCCCUCAUCACCGAAGACUCCUGGAAUUCAAUAUCCUCAAAAUCGUCAAAACCCACAGGUCCAACACCCCUCACCACAGAAGACUCCUGGAAUUCAAUAUCCUCAAAAUCGUCAGAGCCCACAGGUCCAACGCCCCUCACCACCGAAGACUCCUGGAAUUCAAUAUCCUCAAAAUCAUCAAAACCCACAGAUCCAACCUUGGAAUGAUCAAUUCUCACAGGACCCUCAAACUUUACCAACAAAGUCUCAAUAUCCUCAAAAUCGUCAAAACCCACAGGUCCAACACCCCUCACCACAGAAGACUCCUGGAAUUCAAUAUCCUCAAAAUCGUCAGAGCCCACAGGUCCAACUCCCCUCACCACCGAAUACUCCUGGAAUUCAAUAUCCUCAAAAUCAUCAAAACCCAAAGAUCCAACCUUGGAAUGAUCAAUUCUCACAGGACCCUCAAACUUCACCACCAAAGUCUCAAUAUCCUCAAAAUCGUCAAAACCCACAGGUCCAUCUCCCUUCACCACCGAAGACUCCUGGAAUUCAAUAUCCUCAAAAUCAUCAAAACCCAAAGAUCCAACCUUGGAAUGAUCAAUUCUCACAGGACCCUCAAACUUCACCACCAAAGUCUCAAUAUCCUCAAAAUCGUCAAAACCCACAGGUCCAUCUCCCUUCACCACCGAAGACUACUGGAAUUCAAUAUCCUCAAAAUCAUCAAAACCCAAAGAUCCAACCUUGGAAUGAUCAAUUCUCACAGGACCCUCAAACUUCACCACCAAAGUCUCAAUAUCCUCAAAAUCGUCAAAACCCACAGGUCCAUCUCCCUUCACCACCGAAGACUCCUGGAAUUCAAUAUCCUCAAAAUCAUCAAAACCCAAAGAUCCAACCUGGGAAUGAUCAAUUCUCACAGGACCCUCAAACUUCACCACCAAAGUCUCAAUAUCCUCAAAAUCGUCAAAACCCACAGGUCGCACUCCCCUCACCACCGAAGACUACUGGAAUUAAAUAUCCUCAAAAUCGUCAAAUCCCACAGGUCCAACUUCCCUCACCACCAAUGACUCCUGGAAUGAAAUAUCCUCAAAAUCGUCAAAACCAACAGUUUUCUCCUCGAGCAUAUGCCAGUUUUCAGUCUUCUCAAAACUCACAGGACCCUCAAACACAGCAACCACAAAAACAAGAGAAACCGGAUCAUCCGUGGAAACCACAGAACCCAAUAAACCCACAGAAAACAGACAUACCAAAUACCAGUGAGCCUAUGCGACCUGAGAGCUGUGAAGUCGAACGCGGCCAGAGAAUUCCGUGUGGACCUUCUGAAAUCUCUUCUGCUGAUUGUCAAAACAUCAACUGUUGCUUUGAUGGCCAACAGUGCUACUAUGGAAAAAUGGUCACUGUCCAAUGCACCAAGGAUGCCCAGUUCAUUGUGGUAGUGGCUAGAGAUGCCACUCUGCCCAACCUUGACCUUGAGUCAAUCUCACUGUUGGGAGAAGGUCAAGGCUGUACUCAUGUUGGCUCUAAUUCAGAGUUUGCCAUUUACCAAUUUCCGGUUACUGGCUGUGGCUCCGUUGUUAUGGAGGCGUCUGACAGUAUAUACUAUGAGAACAGGAUGUCCUCCUCAUAUGAAGUAGGAGUGGGGCCUCUUGGAGCCAUUACAAGAGACAGCCACUUUGAAUUGAUCAUCAGAUGUGUCUACCAUGGCUUUGCUAUUGAAACUGUGAAUGCAGAGGUAUUUCAGAUAUCAACUGAGCCUUUACCAUCUGCUGCUCUGGGACCCAUCUCAGUGCAGCUGAGGUUGGCCAAUGGACAGUGCCAUACAAAGGGUUGUAAUGAAGCCGAUGCGGCCUAUAACUCUUUCUAUACGGAGGCAGACUAUCCUGUGGUCAAAGUACUAAGGCUCUCUGUGUUCGUGGAGGUUCAACUCAUGUAUAUGACAGAUCCCAUGCUUGUCCUGACUCUUGGUCGCUGUUGGACAACCACAAGCCCUAACCCUCACAGUAUGCCCCAAUGGGACCUUCUGAUGGAUGGGUGUCCAUACAGGAAUGAUCGCUACAUGUCCGCACUGGUUCCAGUUGAUUCCUCUUCUGGCCUGCCAUUCCCAAGUCACUACAGGCGUUUCCUUUUCAAAAUGUUUACCUUCGUGGAUUCCAACACAGGAGUUCCGAUGAAGGAGCUGGUGUACAUUCACUGCAGUACAGCUGUGUGCGCUGCUGCACCUGGACGCUCCUGUGAGCCAUCAUGCUCCAGAAAAGCGAGAGAUGUUGGCGCUGUAGACCAGAGGAGGGAAGAGUCACAGGUUGAGCCAAAGGUUGUGGUCUCUGUUGGACCUGUGGAAAUGACUGCUGCUGAGGAGGAGUAAGCAGUGCAGAGUUUCAAGUUCAAGAUUUGAGCUUAGAAAUUGUAGUAAAGCAUUUGGAACAUGAAUUUCAUUGUAUGUGGUGUGAAAUGAAAAUGACAUGUAAGUAAUUGAAAUGUUUGCAAAAACUAGCAAAGACCAAAAAGUGUGUCCCUGGAGGAAUGAACUGGAUCCUCAAAUCAUUGUUGUCAAAUUUUCAUUAAAAAAAAAA
Messenger RNA from Scomber scombrus (Atlantic mackerel), 2784 nucleotides. RefSeq lists its product as uncharacterized. The coding region runs from base 36 to 2576 and encodes 846 amino acids. Gene Ontology annotation, biological process: binding of sperm to zona pellucida; prevention of polyspermy. Gene Ontology annotation, cellular component: egg coat. The record is from RefSeq and is a predicted model, not a curated record. Gene Ontology annotation, molecular function: structural constituent of egg coat; acrosin binding. NCBI's taxonomy places the organism in Eukaryota, Metazoa, Chordata, Actinopteri, Scombriformes, Scombridae. The transcript is spliced from 8 exons.